This is a messenger RNA of Cotesia congregata, 1191 nucleotides long. The record is from the annotation of a GenBank genome assembly. Lineage: Eukaryota; Metazoa; Arthropoda; Insecta; Hymenoptera; Braconidae.
AUGCUGGAUCCUUCAAGAAGCUUUCUAAGCUUACAUCCCUCAUUAGAUGCAAUUUUUGAAGUGACUCUAACAACCAAUUCAAAAAGAUUUUCCUAUGCGGAGGAAAUUAACGAGCUUAUACCGUCUUUGUUGAAGUGGAUUGACGAGAUCGUGAUUGAGUUGCAUGCAAUUAAGCACCCACAAGCUUACCUGUUUCCCGAGUUGAAAUUUCCCCCAGAUAUGUUCCUUUCGCCUAUCGGACUUCUAGAUGAUGUAAUCGUUGAUGCAAAGACAAGCAUCGAGAGUUUCUAUCGACCGCUUAUUGGUAACUUAAUAACUUACCUCAAUAGUUAUCAAAUAUAUCUUGAGUUUCUGAGCUCGGACGUCGAGUCAUAUCUUCGGGAUAUCGAAGCGGAAAACAUGGACACUCAUGAAAUAUUCUUGGGAUUGAUCCAUUUUAAAUCCGAAUUAAAUUGCAUGAACGAAAACCUGCCCGGGACUGUAUGGAUAGGUGUUUUCAAAAUAUCCAUCGAGGCAAAAAAAUCGUUACACGAUAAAUACGACAAAAUCACUCGCGGGCUUGCUAAUAUACUAAUGAAUCAAUGCAGAAAUAAAGUGGAAAAGCUCAUCGCCAAUUACAGAGACAUUGAACAAACAUUAAGAAACACACCGCAUUGCAUUGAAGAGACAAUUGAGGUUGAAAAUUAUAUCCGAGAAAUCCCAUAUGUGUUUGAUCAAUCACGCCGAGUAAUGGACACUGUGGAAUCCGAGUACAGUUUGCUGGAAGCAAUUAAUUGCAAUAUUCCAACCAAUGAUUUUAAUUUGUAUUGGGAAGCUAUUGGGUAUCCGUUGAAAAUUACGGAUCAAAUUAAAUUAACAUUAGAAGCACUAAGCCAUAAGCGCUUGAAAUUAGUAGAGGAAUUACGUAUAGACGCGUUAGAGCUUGAAAAGAAAAUAAAAUCCUUGAUGGAAGAAUUUGGACGGGUAAUUGAAGUGAUUAGUGUUGAAAAUGUACUUGAAUGUGCGAUUGAAAUUAAGCGGAUGUGGAAAUCACUAAACUUAUGCAAAUCCCAAGCUUUAAUUGUUAAUCAACGCCAGGAUCUCUUUGACAUACCAGUCACAGAUUUUGAUCAAUUCUUAACGAUGCAAAGCUUUAUUGAAGAAACGGAGCAAAACAUUGUAAGUUGCGUCGAGUUGUUUGAAAAUCAACCA